AUGUCCUUUAAAAAUGUCCUGGAGAGGGGAGAUGAAUUUCUAGAAUCCUAUCCAAGAAGAAACCCCAUUUGGAGGUUUUUGUCAUAUAGCACAGCAUUGCUUACCUUCGGCGUAUCAAAGCUACUUCUUUUUACAUGCUACAAUGUCAAAGUAAACGAUUUUGAAAAACUAGAAGCGGCCUUAGAACGCUCAAAGAAUGAAAAUAGAGGUCUCAUGACAGUGAUGAACCAUAUGAGUAUGGUCGAUGAUCCAUUAGUUUGGGCAACACUACCGUAUAAGCUAUUUACCUCAUUAGACAAUAUAAGGUGGUCCUUAGGCGCCCAUAACAUUUGUUUCCAAAAUAAAUUUCUGGCCAACUUUUUUUCACUGGGCCAAGUACUUUCCACGGAAAGAUUUGGGGUGGGACCAUUUCAAGGUUCUAUAGAUGCUUCGGUAAGGUUGUUAAGUCCUGAUGAUACUUUAGACUUAGAAUGGACUCCUCAUUCGGAGGACUCCCGUUUUCCCAAAAAAACAGGAGAAAACUACACUCCACCAAUCAUAAGGUCAAAGCCAUCUUGGGUUCACGUUUAUCCCGAGGGUUUCGUACUACAAUUAUAUCCGCCGUUUGAAAAUUCAAUGAGGUAUUUCAAGUGGGGUAUUGCAAGGAUGAUUUUAGAGGCAACAAAGCCGCCUAUUGUUGUUCCAAUUUUUGCUACCGGAUUUGAAAAAAUAGCUUCCGAAGCGGCUUCAGAUUCUAUGCUUAGACAAAUUUUACCGAGAAAUUUUGGUUCUGAGAUAAACGUUACGAUCGGAGAUUCUUUGGAUGACAAUUUGAUUGAUGAAUACAGAAAAGAAUGGAGGCACUUGGUCGAGAAAUAUUACGAUCCCAAAAAUCCCAAUGAUUUCUCUGACGAGCUGAAAUACGGUGAGGAAGCACAAAAUUUAAGAAGCAGAUUAGCCGCUGAACUAAGAUCACAUGUUGCUGACAUUAGAAAUGAAGUUCGGAAAUUGCCGCGUGAAGACCCUAGGUUCAAGUCACCCUCAUGGUGGAAACGAUUUAACACCACAGAGGGUAAAUCCGAUCCGGACGUUAAAGUUGUUGGUGAGAAUUGGGCAAUAAGGAGAAUGCAGAAGUUUUUACCCUCGGAGAACGAACCAAAACGUAAAGACAACUAA
This is a messenger RNA of Saccharomyces kudriavzevii IFO 1802, 1155 nucleotides long. RefSeq names its product lysophosphatidylcholine acyltransferase (gene TAZ1). The record is from RefSeq and is a predicted model, not a curated record. Gene Ontology annotation, cellular component: mitochondrial membrane. Gene Ontology annotation, molecular function: 1-acylglycerophosphocholine O-acyltransferase activity. Gene Ontology annotation, biological process: inner mitochondrial membrane organization; cardiolipin acyl-chain remodeling. Bases 1 to 1155 code for a protein of 384 amino acids. The transcript has a single exon. Lineage: Eukaryota; Fungi; Ascomycota; Saccharomycetes; Saccharomycetales; Saccharomycetaceae.